AUGGCUUCCAGCAACACUGACUCGAUCGAAGACGUGAUUACUUGCAUAAUAUGUUUGAAAUAUUUCGACGAUCCACGUCUAUUACCAUGCUCACACACAUAUUGUUUAUCAUGUAUUAAGCGAGUGGCCGCCACUACAAAGGGCGAUUUUGAGUGUCCGAUGCGUGAUGGAGUGAAAAUCGAGAGCAAACAAAUCGACUCUUUGCCUCUCAAUCGAAUCGCGCGUGAUAUUAUUGAAUUGCGUCCUCAACACCAAUGUUCGAAUUUAAAGUCGUUCACAGUUUACCAGCAUUUAAAAGUCAUCACAUCACUCAAGGUUCUAUGGGAUCGUCUAUGA
Messenger RNA from Adineta ricciae, 336 nucleotides. The record is from the annotation of a GenBank genome assembly. NCBI's taxonomy places the organism in Eukaryota, Metazoa, Rotifera, Eurotatoria, Adinetida, Adinetidae.